This is a messenger RNA of Brassicogethes aeneus, 1753 nucleotides long. Lineage: Eukaryota; Metazoa; Arthropoda; Insecta; Coleoptera; Nitidulidae. The record is from the annotation of a GenBank genome assembly.
AUCAGUGUUUAAAAAUACUUCGCGCAAUAAAGAACAGAUAUGAUUUUAUUUUUUAUAACUUCAUUUUUAUUAAUUGUUGUAAGCAGUGAAAAUAAUGCCCCAAUUGUACAAACGCCAUUGGGUCUUAUAGAAGGUAACAUUGAAAAAUCAAGUAAUGGUAGGAACUUUUAUUCAUUUAGAGGUAUACCAUUUGCUAAACCACCUGUAGGAAAAUAUAGAUUUGAGCCAUCGGUACCUAAUAAACCAUGGUCGGGAAUAUGGAAAGCAAACAAUUCUUAUGUUUGUCUUCAAUAUAACCAUUUUAAUUGUCCUGGUAGAGACAAGGUAGAGGGCGAGGAGGACUGUCUUUACCUAAACGUAUUUACUCCAAUAUUGAAGAAAAACGCAAAUCUAGACGUUGUCGUUUAUAUUCAUGGAGGUGCUUUUAUGUUUAACUCUGGAAAUGUACAGGGGCCUAAAAAAUUAAUGGACAAAGAUGUUGUACAAGUAAAUAUCAAUUAUAGAUUGGGGCCGUUUGGGUUUCUUAGCACGGAAGAUGAUUUAGUACCUGGAAAUAACGGUAUCAAAGAUCAAAUUUUAGCCAUGAAAUGGGUUAAAGAUAACAUUGAAUUAUUUGGUGGAAAUUCUGAUUCAAUAACUAUAUUUGGUAUGUCUGCUGGUGGGGCUAGUGUAGAAUUACAUUAUUUAAUCCCAGAAAGUAAAGGAUUAUUUCAUAAGGGUGUCUCACAAAGUGGUGUAUCCUUGAACCCAUGGGUUAUAAUGGAAAACCCAUUAGAGCAAGCAAAUAAAUUGGGAGCUGCAGUAGGUUGUAGUACCAAAAAUACAGAGAAGCUUGUGAAGUGUUUAAAAAAGAGGCCUGGUAGACAGAUUGUUUCUGCCAUAUCUCAUUUUCAGCCAUGGUUAUAUAAUCCGUUCUCUCCAUUUGGAGUGGUCGUGGAUAGUUGGUCAAAAAACCCCUUAUUAAGAGAUCAUCCCUAUAAUUUACUUAAAAAUAAACAAGUUUAUGAUGUUCCAUGGAUUUCCUCUUUUACAUCAGAAGAGGGACUUUACCCUGCUUCAGAAUUUUACCCAGAAGAAUAUUUACAAGAAUUGGAUUCAAAAUGGAACGAUAUAAUACCACAUAUUUUGCAUUAUAAUUUUACUAUUAAUCACAAUGAAUUGGAUAAAAUAAGCAGUCAAAUUAAAACAUAUUACUUAAAAGAUAAAAAAGUUUCAAAAACUACAUAUUCAAAACUAGUUAAGUUAAUUGGCGAUAGGCUAUUCUACUUUGAUAUUGAAAAAGGUGUAAAACUACACUCUGCUGCAGUUAAAUCCGAUGUAUUUUCGUAUAAAUUUAGUCAUAGGGGAGCUUAUAGCGCAUCAGACUUUAUAUCUGGAAGUAGAGAUAAUUUAGGUGCCUCACAUGCGGACGAUACCGCCUACAUAUUUCACACAUUUGAUACCAAUUCAACUCCUGAAGACAGGGCAGUUAGUGAUUUCUUGAUGGAUACAUGCACAGCUUUUAUGAAAACAGGAAAACCAAUGUCCAAGAUUCAAUGGCAUCCAGUUUCUAAAAAUCUUGCAGAUCCUUUGAAUGUAUUGCACAUUGAAAAUUCAAAUUCUAUUAAAAUGGAAACUUUACAAGACAUCAGUAAUCAACAGUUUUGGAAUUUGUUACCUUUUGCAGAAAAUGAAAAAUUAUUAGCCAAAGAAAACAAAGAUGAAUUAUAAUAAAAAUAUACUUAGUUAUAAAAUAAAGUUUUAUUAAACAUAA